Trichomonas vaginalis G3 is the source of this 1577-nucleotide messenger RNA. RefSeq names its product ATP-dependent RNA helicase protein. Lineage: Eukaryota; Parabasalia; Trichomonadida; Trichomonadidae. Gene Ontology annotation, biological process: mRNA splicing, via spliceosome. Gene Ontology annotation, cellular component: spliceosomal complex; intracellular anatomical structure. The record is from RefSeq and is a predicted model, not a curated record. Gene Ontology annotation, molecular function: RNA binding; ATP binding. The transcript has a single exon. The annotation marks the transcript as partial.
AUGGCUGAGAUAUUUAGAAGACUUUUUAAAAUGUCUUUUCAUCCUCCUCAAGAUGAUAAUAGUUAUGAAACAUUGGUUUAUCCUGUUUAUAACAUAUUUUUCGAUUUUUUUAAUAUGAAUUCGAAUAUAAUAAACUUCAAAAGUUCAACAGGAAGUGGAAAAACGAGAUGUGCACCUUUCAUGUUUUCGAUACUUUCUUAUUAUGAAGAACUCAAGAUGCCUUUCUUCAUAAUGACACAACCAGGAAAAACAAUCAUUGAUGACAAAGUUGAAGACUUCACCAAUUUCUUUGGUGACACAGUUAUUUUAGAAACAGAUCCCAAGAAAUACUUAGAAUAUUACAAACAGCAAAACAUAACAAAACCCAUCAUUGGUUUGUUCUCUCCUCGUUCUCUUUUAGUUCUUAUUUCAAAAUCCUUCAAAAAACACAUCAAAAUAUUCGAUCGAACAAGAUUUUGUCUUGAUGAAAUCCAUGAAAGAGAUUGUCACACAGAUGCAGUUAUAUCAGAAUUAGCUGAGAAUUGCCCUAAAUAUAAGAUCAAGAAACACAUAAUGAUGAUGUCUGCAACUCCGGAUAAUCGAAUAUUUGAUGUAUUUCGAGAAGAUGGAAUUGAAAUCAAAGAAUUACAUCUUAAAGAAAAAUGUUUAUUCCCUAUCAAGGAUGUAAUUGUCAAAGUAGACAAUGUUAAUAAUAUUGCAACCACGGCGGUUAAUAAUGCAAUCCAAAUCAUUGAUAAUAUGACAACAAACACAUCAAUACAAGGUCAUAUCUUAAUAUUUUCAUCUGGAAGACAAAGAAUUCUUGAGAUUUAUGACUUAUUUUUAUCAAGUAUCAAAGAAUUUAUCAGUAAUGAAAAAAAGCGAGAAGAAGAAAAAAGGCGUGAAUUCAAUGAAAAAAGAAAAGGUAAAAAGAAAAAACAAAAAGAACAGACACCAGAGUUUUUAUUUCAGAAAGUUGGAAUUCUUUUAGACUGCGAAGAAGCAUUGAAUGAUGAACAGAAAUUUUAUCAGUACAUAAAAGAGAAUGUCACUGAUAAAAACAAGCUUUACAUUCUUCCAAUUCCAUUUCUCAGCUAUGUUUCGAACUUCCAGAAACACAUUGCAAAAAGCAAUAUUCCGAACUAUGACAAUAUAAUCAAAGUUGUCAUUGCUACAAAUGCAAUUGAAUCUUCAAUAACAAUUGAUAAUAUGGCAGCUGUUAUUGAUUGCGGCAUUUGUAAUACUCCAGAGUUCAACUCUUUGACAGGAAUUAUAAAUCUUAAAGAAUCUCAAAUCACAAAGCAAAAUCAAAUGCAAAGAAGAGGAAGAGUUGGUCGUGUCAUGCCUGGAACAGCAGUUCAAAUUACUGUUGAAGGAGAAAUUAUCCCAGAUUAUCAAGAACCAGAAAUAUUAACAAGUGACAUAUCUGCUUUCAUUUUAGAUCUUCGAAGAAUUGGUAUAAGAUUUGAAAAUCUUAAGAAAUUGCCAAAUGAAGUUCCAUUAGAAACAGUACAAUCAAAGAUCAAUAUAUUAAAGAAUAUUGGUGCUUUGGAUUUAACAACAGGAAAUCUCACAAAGAAAGGAUUGAAAUUAUCAUC